Camarhynchus parvulus is the source of this 1404-nucleotide messenger RNA. RefSeq names its product hepatocyte nuclear factor 4-beta-like. Lineage: Eukaryota; Metazoa; Chordata; Aves; Passeriformes; Thraupidae. The record is from RefSeq and is a predicted model, not a curated record. The transcript has 10 exons. Gene Ontology annotation, molecular function: RNA polymerase II cis-regulatory region sequence-specific DNA binding; nuclear steroid receptor activity; nuclear receptor activity. Gene Ontology annotation, cellular component: nucleus. Gene Ontology annotation, biological process: positive regulation of transcription by RNA polymerase II; anatomical structure development; cell differentiation. The coding region runs from base 1 to 1404 and encodes 467 amino acids.
AUGAAGCUUUGUCAGUCCAUCAUGGACAUGGAUAUGCCAGACUAUGUCGACUCCUUGGACUCCUCUUAUACCAUGCUGGAAUUCGACAACCUCCGCGUGCUCCCCAGUAACACCGGGAGCUCUGACUGUGCCCGUUCUGUGCCCGCAGAGGCCAUCGCAGCCGAGUCAGCAAACACCAACUUGCUCCCCAACGGUGUCAGCUCCCUGUGCUCCAUCUGUGGGGACAGAGCCACUGGCAAGCACUACGGGGCCUCCAGCUGUGACGGCUGCAAAGGCUUCUUCAGGAGGAGCGUCCGCAAGAACCACGUCUACUCCUGCAGGUUCAACCGACAGUGUGUGAUAGACAAAGACAAGAGGAACCAGUGCAGGUACUGCAGGCUGAAGAAAUGCUUCAGAGCUGGCAUGAAGAAAGAAGCCGUGCAGAACGAGCGUGACAGGAUCAGCAUCCGCAGGAGCAGCUAUGAGGACAAUGGCUCUCUCUCCAUCAACAUCCUCACCCAGGCUGAGGCCAUGGCACAGCAGUAUUUACCCCUGAGCCCCGUGCACAGCGCAGACAUUGCCAUGAAGAAGAUUGCCACCAUCAACGACGUGUGUGAAUCCAUGAAACAGCAGCUCCUGGUGCUGGUGGAAUGGGCAAAAUACAUCCCAGCCUUCUGUGAGCUCCCCCUCGACGACCAGGUUGCCUUGCUCAGAGCCCACGCAGGGGAACAUCUCCUCCUCGGGGUAGCCAAGAGGUCCAUACCAUACACUGAUUUCCUGCUGUUAGGGAAUGAUUUCAUCAUCCCAAUGCACUGCCCAGAGCUGGAAAUCGCUCGUGUGGCCACCAGAAUCUUGGACGAGUUGGUGAAGCCCCUGCGGGACAUCCAGAUCGAUGACAACGAGUACGCCUGCCUGAAAGCCAUCAUCUUCUUUGACCCAGACUGCAGAGGGCUGAGCGAGCCGGGCAAGGUGAAGAACAUGCGCUUCCAGGUGCAGGUGAACCUGGAGGAUUACAUCAACGACCGCCAGUACGACUCGCGGGGCCGCUUCAGCGACAUCCUGCUGCUGCUGCCGCCCCUGCAGAGCAUCACCUGGCAGAUGAUCGAGCAGGUGCAGUUUGUGAAGCUCUUUGGAGUGGCCAGGAUCGACAGCUUGCUGCAGGAGAUGCUGCUGGGAGGAAACUCUGCUGAUCUCCAGUACCAGUCAGCACCUCCCAGCCUCAACCUGGAACCACUGCCAGGACAUGUCCUGCAAAGCAACAUGACCUCUGUGAUCCACACUGCUCCAGACCCCUCUCCUGAGACAUCCCUUCCAUCUCCUUCUGCCAGCACAGGCAGUGAAGACUAUAAGCUAGGCUCUAGCGCAGGGCCCAGCGCCGUGGUGCAGCUGCUGCCUCACACAGCGAUGCCCAAGCAGGAGAUUUGA